GAAGGUAUAUUACACACAAACAAUGUUGGUUUUCGGGGAGGAUUUUCUCGCCCGAAUCAUGGUCUAAGGCAGGAACUGACAUUUUGGGUUGAAAUUAGAUGAUGCGCGCAAGGAUACAAUGGACACCAAAGUAGCCCCCACGGAAGACUCUCAGACCUCCGACAAUGAUGGCGGCGAGCGCCCUGUUCGAAGAAAGCUGAAGGAAACGUCUAUUACCUCUGUACCACAAAACCUGACAGGAGAUGAUUCCACCAACACCGCCCAACAGGAACCGGAAGGUGGAAAUAGCAGAAGUAGCAGCAGGGGCAGAAAGCGGUCCUUCGAUGAAGAAGAUGAGGAGAUGGAGAAGAACGACGAUGAGAAUGGUCACAGGAGGAAGAGGUCGCGCGACUCGAAUUAUGAAGAUGAGAACCAAGCUGAACAGUCGGAGCAGCCGGAGAAGCAGCAGAACGCCGACAGCGCCGAGAGGAAAAUCCUGAGCCCGAAGAAGAAGCGAAGCAGAGAUCAACUUGAUAAGGAGGAACCUAAAGCCGGAGGUGUUGCUGAAAAGUCGGACAACAAGGUUCCUACUGAGAAUGGAGCUUCGGAGAAAUCUCCCACAGAAGGAGAGCCCGAGAAGAAGCGGCAUCGCGAUGAUUCUCAGGAAAGAGAUUCUGCUCCCAUUAAAAGCGCAUUCACAAACACUUCUGCCGUUUCCCCGUUUGGCUCAAUCGGGUCUUCGAAAGCAAAGGAGGACGAGUCGAAGAAACCUGUCACCUCCAAGUCUGCCUUUGCCGCAUCCAGUCUGGCCGCCUUCUCUGGUUCUGAGCAAUCCCCAUUUGGCUCUAUCGGAGGUUCCACUACAUCUGUUUUUAAAUCCCCAGCUGCCACAGAAUCCGGCAAACCUGCGACAACCGGUUUCGCGGCUGCAGAGGGCGCUUCGCCCUUCGCUUCGAAAGGAUCCUCUGGAUUUGCAUCUUUGGGAUCAGGAUUCUCGGCCUUCAGCAGUGGUUUUGGUGCGGCAAGUGCCAAACCCACAGGGGGCUUGACCAGUUUUGCUUCUCCGGGACCCAGCUCUCUCACCAGCACUAGUAAGGUAAAGCCAUUUGGAGCUGCGGAAGAGGAGGAUGAGAAUGAAGAGGAUGAAGGCGAAACUGGUCCUAAGCAAUUUGAAGAGGACAAGACUGAUGAGAGAUUCUUUGCACGGGAGAUUCAAACGGGAGAGGAGGAAGAGAAAACAUACUUCUCCUGCAAAGCCAAACUCUUCCAAUUUUCAGACAAGGAAUGGAGGGAACGCGGAAUUGGCACGUUCAAGGUCAACGUCAGUGUCAAGGAUGGCAAAGAAGACAAGAAGGCCGUCCGUUUGAUUAUGCGGGCUGACGGUGUCCUCCGAGUUAUGCUGAACACGCCCAUCUUCAAGGGCAUGACAGUUGGAGACCCCUCGGGCAAUGAGCCGAAAUCGACCAAACAGAUCCACUUGGCCAGUCUUGAGAAUGGCCGCUCUGUCCCUAUUUUGCUUCGAACGGGAAGCGAAGACCAGGCAAAGGAGCUUUACCACGUUGUCCGUGACCUCCUGGAGGAGCAAUAAAAGCCACAUCUGAGCACUAAAUCUUGAAGACAAUAUACCACAGUCAAGGGUACCAGGUUUCCACCCCGGGGAAACAUCCUACAGCCAGCUUCCUAACGGCAGAGCACUUGGUAUUCCAUCUAGAUUACUUGGAGAGAUGGAGCAUUGAAGCUCUAGUGGGAAUUCCCCCGUCUU
Aspergillus wentii DTO 134E9 is the source of this 1741-nucleotide messenger RNA. Its product is annotated as Ran-binding domain-containing protein. The coding region runs from base 119 to 1567 and encodes 482 amino acids. The transcript has 5 exons. The record is from RefSeq and is a predicted model, not a curated record. Lineage: Eukaryota; Fungi; Ascomycota; Eurotiomycetes; Eurotiales; Aspergillaceae. Gene Ontology annotation, cellular component: nuclear pore; cytoplasm. Gene Ontology annotation, molecular function: GTPase activator activity. Gene Ontology annotation, biological process: intracellular transport.